AUGCCAAGUCGUGAGGGCGUUACCUCGCAGUCAACGCUCACCGCCGUCAUUCGUCCUCCUUCGCCUACGGACAAGCCAUCUGCUCAGCUCUCUCUAGGUCCACAGCGGCCUGUCAUCACGCCGGCUCAGCCGUUCUCAAACGGCCGCACCGCUCCCUUCGCACCGCACAACGGAGAUGUCAUGGCUGGGCUUGGAGGGAAUGUCGGUUCCACCGGCAAGGGCAUCUUGAUCGGGAUUCUCUCUGCCUUUGGUUCCGCGGGUGUUGCAAUCGUUGUGCUUGCUGUUUUCUUCUUUUUCAGAUAUACUCAGCGGGGCCGCAUUAUACUUGACCGAAUCGGAAGGCCCGGUGAAUAUGAUGACGAACAGGCAUUCGCAAGAGAGGAAGCGGAGGCGUUGGAAACGAUGGAUGAAUUGCAACAGACGGAAUAUCUGAGGGCUAAGGCCUUCAUCCAAGCAAACCCCCCCGAGACGAUGCAAACAGAUAUUUCGCUAUCACAGUUCCUGGCCAUCCAAGAAAAGGGCGUUUCUGCGUGGGAAUUUGAACCAGAGCUUGAGAUUGCUAAUUGCUUCGUGGAAGCUCGAACCGAAAUCGAAUUCUUCGAUUCAGAGUGCAGCGUCCAGAGCAACCUGCCGGUCCCUAAACAAAACGAAGUUUAUUAUUGGGAAGCUAAAAUAUACGAUAAACCAGAAACCAGCCUUAUAAGCAUUGGCAUGACAACGAAACCAUACCCAUUAUUUCGACUUCCAGGACAUCGCCGCUAUAACCAGCCGUUCACGCCUACUGCUUACGGCCCUGAAUAUGUCCAAGGAGACGUGAUUGGUGUGGGCUAUCGGCCGCGCACGGGAACGAUAUUCUUCACCCGCAACGGGAAGAAACUUGAUGAUGCUGCACAGGGACUGAAGUCUCAAAACUUCUUCCCUACUGUUGGAGCAAAUGGACCCUGCACGGUCCAUGUGAACUUCGGGCAGAUGGGAUUUGUUUUCAUUGAGGCCAAUGUCAAAAAAUGGGGCCUCGCACCAAUGACAGGUAGUCUGGCACCUCCACCUCCCUAUGGAAGUGAGCAGGGCAGCAUUUUGCUGGAGACGGGCCGCGAGGGCCAUCACUCCUCUACGCAAUGGGGCCAGCACGAGUCGGGCCAUUCACGAACGCGCAGCGGCACGAUCCGAAUGCCGUACCCCGUGAGUCCCGGCCCCGUUCGAUCUCCCACAGAUAUUUCUCUCGCCCAACUCCCCCAUAUAUCGACCCAAAUAGAUGUUGGUGAAGGGUCAAGUGGAACGCCAAACGUGACAUAUGAGCGAGACGAUCGAACAACGCUACGACCCACUGAUGGGGUAAUAUCAGCUGUUCCACCUCCAGAAUACUCCAGCCCGCAACAGAGUCCGACCCACAGUGAGUACGGCGAGCGGCAUCCACCUGGGCGCGAUUCAAGAAGCCCCCCGAUCCCUAGCUACGAUGCAGCAGUAAGAAAUGACGGAGGCUCACGCGCACGGCAAGAUCUAUAA
Molecule: messenger RNA, 1503 nt
Organism: Histoplasma mississippiense
Lineage: Eukaryota; Fungi; Ascomycota; Eurotiomycetes; Onygenales; Ajellomycetaceae
Exons: 3
Coding region: 1-1503 (500 amino acids)
Molecular function (GO): protein binding
Source: RefSeq, a predicted model, not a curated record